UUAGUUCCUUACGUCACGAUCCCCCGCCCAAGGGAGACAAACAAAUAGUAGGCCCCUGCCGUCACUCAAUCACAUUACGUUCAUACGAAGACUCUUCGCGUCUUCGCUAGCCCCCCUUUUCAUCCUCACCUCACAGGAUGCCUAGGGGAAACCGUAGAUUUGACCGCAUCACUACAUCUCCUAUCAAGAAGUAUCACCCAUAUACUGCAGCGGAACCCAAAAAGUUCGCGUAUAUCCUCAAUUCACACAGCUUUGGGAAUGACCCUGAAGCGUCGUCGUCCCAAAAGCCCAAACGGCCUUCACGCAAAGCCGCCCGAGCCGACCCCGCCCCUCAACCGACUCACAGCGUCUCGCUAGCUAUGCCCAGUGGACGCGUGACGACGUAUCGCUUUGGGCCCGGGAGGUCUGAGCCUGGCUUUUCAGGGACGGGGCCUGUUCAAUCUGAACCAAACGCGGCAUUCCCAAGGCUCGAUAAUAUGUCAGAAUCCCCCUUACCGCCCCUGGUUUCUCGUAAGUCUAGAGCCACUCCGUGGGAGCCAACGCCUGGGCGGCGGCUGGAAAAUUCUAAUAACGCCACCUACUCCCGCUGCCGCUCAUCAUCCCCUAACAGUAAGUCUCCAUCUUCGCCCGAUCGCCGGAACCGACCACUUCGGACGCGGUAUGACACCUCUCAUCGUGUGCCCGGAAGCCCAUCAUGGGACUAUGAGCAUGCACGAUCGGGUGAGGAUCGCUCAGGCCAUUAUCCCCGGGACCCGUGCGGCACACUGCCUAACACCCGCUCGAGUGGGUUUAGAACUACAGAUCGACCAAGCUCCCAAGGCACUUUCCGUCGUUGUUUGCCUUCUGUCGAGUCGAUUCCCGGUGGGUCGUUACCAAAACCACCUCUCUGCUCUCCAUCUUCCACCUCGCCAUCACGUCCCAGUCUUUCCGAUGAGCAGAACAGUCAGCCAACGCAUUCAGUCACUUCUUCCCAGUUCCAUUCUUACCCCACGUCGGUACCGUUGCAGCCUGCAUUCGAUCCUACUCCACGAUCAAUCAUCCCCUUACCCAAAUUUCACCGCUGCUUCACUAUCCAGCAGCUGUGCGGCACGGCGGAGGACAGUGAGCCAAGCUGGGCAAGCGAAGUCGCAAUUAUUCAAGGUGCCCCGAUCCGAGCUGUCCAGUCACUUGCUCCGACAUUGGAAGCCGAAGUGCUCGUCAAUAGGUGGAGAAAUGAGGCAUCGAGUGAGCACUGGUUCCUGUCGACGUGCAUAAUGUGUCAUCUUAUUGCCAGAUCAACCUAAACGGGCGUACCGCCAAGCGCCAAUCCGCGUGAUCGCCGUCAAUACGCAGCAGACCUGUUCAUACAAUGGCACUUAUGCUUCCUGGGUUGGCAUUAAGACGGGACCUAAACUCAGCUUGCUUAAGGUUCCAUCGCACCGUCGUGAUAACUUAGAUUUCACC
Messenger RNA from Cantharellus anzutake, 1443 nucleotides. RefSeq lists its product as uncharacterized. The record is from RefSeq and is a predicted model, not a curated record. The coding region runs from base 138 to 1283 and encodes 381 amino acids. Lineage: Eukaryota; Fungi; Basidiomycota; Agaricomycetes; Cantharellales; Hydnaceae. The transcript is spliced from 3 exons.